This is a messenger RNA of Paramecium tetraurelia, 1023 nucleotides long. RefSeq lists its product as uncharacterized. The transcript has 2 exons. Lineage: Eukaryota; Ciliophora; Oligohymenophorea; Peniculida; Parameciidae. The record is from RefSeq and is a predicted model, not a curated record.
AUGAAUAAGAAGAGUCCAAUUAAUUGUUAACAGAAACGAUUAGAAAUAAAUCCAAAUUAAGGUCAACACUUUGGCAUCUAAAAAAGAUUCUCAAAUAACCAAAAUGAUGUUCGCUCAAAGUCAAGCCAAAUCAGAGAGAAUAAUAAGUUAAAAUAAGAUGAUAACCUUCAGUUAAAUUAAUAUACUCAGAAAACUCAUUAAAUCGAAACAGAAAAUAGAGAUACUAGAUAAAAUAACCCUAAUUCUAUUAAUAAUAAUUAUAUGCAUUCUAAUUAUUUUUAUCUUGAACAACCAACGAAAAUAAAAUAAGAAAAUUGUAAGGAGGGUCUAAAUUAUAGAUAAUAAACCAAUAAUGAUGACCUUUCAAAAUACAAUAAUGAUUUAUUCAUAGAAAUAAAACCUCCUAUAAUACAUAUUAAAGGAAGCCUUUAUUCCCAACAAAAUGAUGUAUAAAAUGAAAGAGAAGAUAUAAUUAAAAUGAAAGAAGAACUUUCAAAAUGCAAAAAUGAGUUAUAAAUAGAAAGAUAAAAUGUAAUUAAAACUAAAGAUGAACUUUCUAAUUGCCAGAAGGAUUUAUACAAAGAAAGAGAAAAUAUAAUUAAAAUGAAAGAAGAACUUUCAAAAUGCAAAAACAAUUUAUAAAAAGAAAGAUAAGAUGUAAUUAAAACUAAAGAUGAACUUUCUAAAUGCCAAAAUGAUUUAUCCAAAGAAAGAGAAUAUAAAAUUCAGUUGAAAGAAGAACUUUCAAAAUGCAAAAAUGAUUUAUAAAAAUAGGGAUAAGAUAUAAUUAAAACUUAAGAACAAUUUUCUAAAUGCUAAAAUGAGUUGUAAAUAGAAAGAAUUCAAACGUUUAAACUGAAGGAAGAAACUAUAAAAUUAGAUGGAAUUCUUUCGUCAAAACAGAUUGAGAUAGAUCAAAUGUGGAAUUAAACUAACACAUUUCUACAAUUCAUAAAAAAAUUUAAAGAAAAUCCCUUCUCAUCGAACUAAGAAGAAGUUAAAAUUUUAGUUAAAAAAAUAUGA